Pieris macdunnoughi is the source of this 741-nucleotide messenger RNA. Lineage: Eukaryota; Metazoa; Arthropoda; Insecta; Lepidoptera; Pieridae. The record is from the annotation of a GenBank genome assembly.
AUGGCUGAUACAGAGGCGGUGCCGCAGCCGCAGCCUCAGCAGCAAUCGGAGCAACCGCCUCAACCUGCUAAAGCGACUAAACAAAAGCAGGUCGUCGCUGAAAAAGUAUCCGGCACUGUAAAAUGGUUCAAUGUGAAAAGUGGAUAUGGUUUUAUUAACAGGAAUGACACCAAGGAAGAUGUGUUCGUGCACCAGACUGCGAUUGCUCGAAACAACCCACGUAAGGCUGUGCGCUCGGUAGGCGACGGCGAGACGGUGGAGUUCGCCGUGGUGGUCGGCGAAAAGGGGUAUGAGGCAGCCGCCGUGACCGGACCUGGCGGCGAGCCAGUCAAGGGCUCGCCAUACGCCGCUGACAAGCGCCGUGGCUUCCCUCGUCAGUACUACCCGCGCGGAGGAUGGCGCGACGGCGAGCCUCGCCGUGGUGGCCCACCACGCCGUGGCCCGCCACCACCGCACGCUGCGGUUGCUGGUGCUGCACCCAAUGAAGAGGGGGAAGCCCCGCAACAACGCAGCUACUUCCGCCGUAACUUCCGUGGUGGUCGUCGCGGUGGUGGCCCGCGUCCCGUGUACCGCGGUGGGUACCGUUACGUACGUCAACGCAACCCACAGGCGGGCGCGCAGGGAGGCCCGCGUAGCGCUGCGCUCGAAGGCGAUGCGCCCGCCGCCUCCACGACUCAGCCCAAGCCCAAGGCUAAGGCGGGCGCUACCAUCGAGGCCACCACCAAUGAGAGCCAGGCCUAA